AUGGACCAGACAGACCCCGCUUAUCCAGAGAGACCCGCCAAACGCGUGAGGCAGGCCUGUGAACCAUGCAGAAGGCCCAGGCGCAAGAAAGCAAAAUGCCCCGGUGAGCAGCCUGUUUGCUCGCUCUGUGCUGAGACUCAGGCAGCAAUGCGUUUACGCGGAAGAGAGGCGUCGACCAGCUCCGGAGGAAGUCUCCAGAAGCAGCAGCGCGGCUCUGCCAGCGUCGCACACAUUGGUAGGAAUAUAGGAUCCAAGCCCUGGAGGAAAUCGUCUAAAAUAUCCUUAGGAGGACAGGUUGAAAAGCCUAGAAGGCAAACUUGGAGCUCUCCAAUUCGAGGAAUGGCGCUUCUGAUUCUCCCAUUCCAGUUAUGGGACCCCCCCGUGACAAGCUUAUCGGCUGUGUUGCCGCCCUGGGAUGAAAUAAUGCCUAUUGCAGAGUUGUAUCUGCUGUACUGCGAUUCUCAGCCACUGCCUCUAUUCCAUCGAAGCAGUUUUUUGGCCAGUCUCCCAACGCGCGAUGUCGAAAUCAUCUACGCUAUAUUCGCCUUGAGCCUCCGCUUUUCGGAUACAUAUCACAAUAGCAGGGAUCUGGCGGAGCAGGUCAAUGGUUAUGCAGAAGUUGCACGCGGUCUCGUGAUGAAACGAGUUUCAGAAGGGCCCGUUGAAGUAUCAACGCUCCAGUGCUUAUGCCUGUUGAGCCUGGUUGACUUUACCAGUAUGAUACACCCAAGAUUCGAGAAGAGCGCCGGCGUUGCUUCUGGAGCAUAUGUCUUCUUAAGCGACUACAUGGCGGGGAAUUUUCAACCCCCGACGUGGGCGGUCCACCAUAUCCACAGAGUCCACCCAGGCCCCCAAGAGUUAUGUCCCCAGGGCCUGAGGCAUUUGCCCGAACUGCGAAAUACGUGCAACUUCGAGGAAGACCCAGCAACGUCCCGCCGUGGUCUCCUGAUUCCGAGUACUCCAAAAAUUCUUGCCAUACAGAUGGAAAUGGAAACACGCAUGCCUCUGACACAUCGGUACAAACCCGCAAAUCUCAGCGACAGGUCGUUGGAAGAACUUCAGGCUCAUCGGGAGUACUGGGGGCCCUGGUUCCUAAAUCAAUUCAUAUAUCACACCAUCCUAUGCCUUUUGAAUCACCCACUCCUACUCUCUCUGAGCUUACGCACUUUCCGAAGCACAAUUCCGGAAAUUUUCCUCCAACACACCUCAGACCUGAUCUCCUCGCACACAACCUGGAUCAUCCACUUCAUCAACUACUUCGAAGAAAAGUCAUUCCUAGUCUCAGACCCGCUACUAGGCUACAGCGCCGCAGUAGUAGCAACCAUCGAGCUCCAGCUGAGUUUCACUGAUAACCCCACAAUCCGAGAACAAAAGCGCGAAAGAUUCACCCAAUGCGUGCAAUUCGUCCAACGAAUCGGACAAAGAUGGCCACACAUGGCCCGCCUAGCCCGACGACUCCAACACCUCGAAGACGCCGUCUCAGCCACUUACCAACCAGACCCAGACACAGAGAACCAAAGCCUUCUCAUCGACCUAUCCCGCUUCUGGGAGAUCCUAGAAUAUUCAUCCAAUAACGACACAGAUUCGGCCCGUCGUUUAUUCGGCGACUCCCUUUGUACAGGUCCGCCGCCUGUAGCCGCAGAGGUCUCGCAAACCUCGCCCCUACCCGCCCCGAGCCGAUUGAAUGCGUCGGAUGAGCAUUCAUCGUCGGGAGUACAACAUCAGAGCUUCGGAGCGGAGACGGGGGCCGGGCCGGGACGGAUGCUGCAUUUGAUGGGGCACAGGAUUAUUCAACGAGUGGGCUACUCUCGCCGCAGCAACUAA
This is a messenger RNA of Penicillium cosmopolitanum, 1824 nucleotides long. RefSeq names its product C6 transcription factor. Gene Ontology annotation, biological process: regulation of DNA-templated transcription. The coding region runs from base 1 to 1824 and encodes 607 amino acids. Gene Ontology annotation, cellular component: nucleus. The record is from RefSeq and is a predicted model, not a curated record. Gene Ontology annotation, molecular function: DNA-binding transcription factor activity, RNA polymerase II-specific; zinc ion binding. Lineage: Eukaryota; Fungi; Ascomycota; Eurotiomycetes; Eurotiales; Aspergillaceae. The transcript is spliced from 5 exons.